AUGAAAUAAUAAAUGGAAUAAAAUAUAAUAUAAUCAACUACUGUUAAAACAAUUAAAGAACUUAAGAAAUAAUAAGAAUUUAGAACUUCAAUAGAUGGAGAUGAAUUAGAAUAAAAUGAAUCUACAUAAAGUGGAAAACGAACUCCAGAAGCUGAAACUAGCAAAACCUAAUAUACUAAAUUUAGACUGGCUCAUAAAGGAUCAAUCAAUCAAAUAUUACCUAAAUUAAGUAACUCCAAUUUAUAAGAAUUGACGAAAUCUUUAUAAAAAUAAUAGAGCGAAGAAUUACCAAAUAAAUAAUUUGGACAAAGAAAGAGAUUUAAUCGAUAUGCCACAUAAAAAGUAUAAUAGUAACCUUUAUAACUUACUGAAUAAAUAGAUCAAUAAACUGCUAUGAAUCUUAUUUUAAAUAAAUCCAAAACAUUAACAGACUAUUAUACAAAUAAUCAACUGACAUCA
Messenger RNA from Paramecium sonneborni, 459 nucleotides. Lineage: Eukaryota; Ciliophora; Oligohymenophorea; Peniculida; Parameciidae. The record is from the annotation of a GenBank genome assembly.